This is a messenger RNA of Arabidopsis arenosa, 1044 nucleotides long. Lineage: Eukaryota; Viridiplantae; Streptophyta; Magnoliopsida; Brassicales; Brassicaceae. The record is from the annotation of a GenBank genome assembly.
CAUUUUUAUUCUUACCUUUAUCGGAUCCAUCUGAUAUCGAGUGGAUUUUCUCUAAUCAAUCCCUGAAAUGGCGGAUGCGUGGAAGGAUUUAGCUUCAGGGACUGUUGGAGGAGCGGCUCAGCUAGUUGUUGGUCAUCCAUUUGACACAAUCAAGGUCAAACUUCAGAGCCAACCGACUCCAGCACCAGGCCAACUUCCAAGGUACACCGGUGCAAUCGAUGCCGUUAAACAGACCGUUGCUUCUGAAGGAGCUAAAGGUUUGUACAAAGGUAUGGGAGCUCCUCUUGCAACCGUUGCUGCCUUCAAUGCGGUUUUGUUCACCGUGAGAGGUCAAAUGGAAGGACUGCUUAGGUCUGAAGCUGGAGUUCCUUUGACCAUUAGUCAACAGUUUGUGUGCGGAGCUGGCGCUGGUUUCGCUGUUUCGUUCCUUGCUUGUCCUACCGAGUUGAUCAAAUGCAGGCUGCAAGCACAAGGUGCAGCAGUUGCCGGCGCCUCUACCACAAGCUCAGUUGUUGCAGCCAUUAAAUACGGGGGACCAAUGGAUGUAGCCCGUCAUGUCCUACGAUCUGAAGGCGGAGCACGAGGUCUAUUCAAAGGUUUAUUCCCGACAUUCGCCCGUGAAGUCCCGGGAAAUGCAACAAUGUUUGCAGCCUACGAAGCUUUCAAGCGGUUUUUAGCCGGUGGUUCAGACACUUCAAGCUUAGGACAAGGGUCAUUAAUCAUGGCGGGUGGAGUCGCUGGUGCGGCGUUUUGGGGAAUUGUAUAUCCAACCGAUGUCGUGAAGAGUGUUCUUCAAGUCGACGAUUAUAAAAACCCGAAAUACACAGGGUCGAUGGAUGCUUUUCGGAAGAUUCUGAAAUCUGAAGGUGUUAAAGGUUUGUAUAAAGGGUUCGGUCCAGCAAUGGCUAGGAGUGUUCCUGCUAAUGCUGCUUGUUUCUUGGCUUAUGAGAUGACAAGGUCAAGCUUGGGAUAAACCGGCUCGGUUCGGGUUUAACUGUUGGUCCGAUUUCUGGAUGUUCCAUUGCGAUUAACCUUUUAUGUUUU